CGGCGGCGACAGCGCGCACCCGGCGGCUGCGGCGGCGGGAGCGAGGCGACCGCUGAGGCCGCGGCGAGUGACGGCGGCCCGGCCGACGGGAGCCGGGGCGGGGCGGCGGCGGCCCAGCGAAGGAGCGCGCGGGCGGUCUGGCCCCGCCCCCGCCCCGCCCGCCUGCCCGGUGACCUUCAGGGGCCCGGGCGGCGGGCGCAGGCCCCUGCGGCGGCGGCGGCGGGAUGUUCGUGCAGGAGGACAAGAUCUUCGCGGGCAAGGUGCUGCGGCUGCACAUCUGCGCGUCCGACGGCGCCGAGUGGCUGGAGGAGGCCUCCGAGGACACCUCGGUGGAGAAGCUCAAGGAGCGCUGCCUCAAGCACUGUGCUCAUGGUAGCUUAGAAGAUCCCAAAAGUAUAACCCAUCAUAAAUUAAUCCACGCUGCCUCAGAAAGGGUGCUGAGUGAUGCCAGGACCAUCUUGGAAGAGAACAUCCAGGACCAAGAUGUCCUAUUAUUGAUAAAAAAGCGUGCUCCAUCACCACUUCCCAAGAUGGCUGAUGUCUCAGCAGAAGAAAAGAAAAAACAAGACCAGAAAGCUCCAGAUAAAGAGGCCAUACUCCGGGCCACUGCCAACCUGCCCUCCUACAACAUGGACCGGGCCGCAGUCCAGACCAACAUGAGAGACUUCCAGACAGAACUCCGGAAGAUACUGGUGUCUCUCAUCGAGGUGGCGCAGAAGCUGUUAGCGCUGAACCCAGAUGCGGUGGAAUUGUUUAAGAAGGCGAAUGGUAUGAGUCAACCCCGAUGCUGCAUUCCAGCAAUGCUGGACGAGGACGAGGAUGAGCGUGUGGACGAGGCCGCCCUGCGGCAGCUCACGGAGAUGGGCUUUCCGGAGAACAGAGCCACCAAGGCCCUUCAGCUGAACCACAUGUCGGUGCCCCAGGCCAUGGAGUGGCUAAUUGAACACGCAGAAGACCCGACCAUAGACACGCCUCUUCCAGGCCAAGCUCCCCCAGGGGCCGAGGGGGCCACAGCAGCCGCCUCCGAGGCUGCCGCAGGAGCCAGCACCACCGAUGAGGAGGCCAGAGAUGAGCUAACGGAAAUCUUCAAGAAGAUCCGGAGGAAAAGGGAGUUUCGGGCUGAUGCUCGGGCCGUCAUUUCCCUGAUGGAGAUGGGGUUCGACGAGAAGGAGGUGAUAGACGCCCUCAGAGUGAACAACAACCAGCAGAAUGCCGCGUGUGAGUGGCUGCUGGGGGACCGGAAGCCCUCUCCGGAGGAGCUGGACAAGGGCAUCGACCCCGACAGUCCUCUCUUUCAGGCCAUCCUGGAUAACCCGGUGGUGCAACUGGGCCUGACCAACCCGAAAACAUUGCUAGCAUUUGAAGACAUGCUGGAGAACCCGCUGAACAGCACCCAGUGGAUGAAUGAUCCAGAAACAGGGCCUGUCAUGCUGCAGAUCUCUAGAAUCUUCCAGACACUAAAUCGCACGUAGGUGGCGCCGUUCCACUCAGCUGUCAGGCCACAGCAGCCCCCUGGUGCAGCCCGAGACCAGGCAGAGUGGACCUCACCUGGAAACUCACCUUCAGCGCCUCAGCCCUGGACUGUUAGAGGUGCCACAGCUGCUCCCGCUCUCUGAUCUUAUUGCUUAUAAACUUCGGUGACGGUAGUGUGUAAGGCUAUAUUUUUAGCAUCUGACAGGUGUUUACAAAAAAGUGGUUGUCGCACUGGAAAGUGGAGUGAUGGCCUCCUCUCCAGUGCUCCUCUGGGCUCUUGAGUUGCUGCUUGAAUUGCCCCGUAGACAUUUGCUUGGAGAGUCCACUUGUUAUUUGACGGAGGUAGGUUUCAACCCAGAGUGUUAAUGUCAAGCAUGCUAAUUUAACUAGUCACUCACAGAUGACUUUUCUUUAAUAAAGUCCCUUUUCCUA
Pongo pygmaeus (Bornean orangutan) is the source of this 1905-nucleotide messenger RNA. It is a transcript of the gene UBAC1, whose product is annotated as UBA domain containing 1. NCBI's taxonomy places the organism in Eukaryota, Metazoa, Chordata, Mammalia, Primates, Hominidae. The transcript is spliced from 10 exons. The record is from RefSeq and is a predicted model, not a curated record. Gene Ontology annotation, cellular component: ubiquitin ligase complex. The coding region runs from base 225 to 1472 and encodes 415 amino acids. Gene Ontology annotation, molecular function: protein binding.